AUGGCGGCGACGGGCGGUGGUGGGAGUCGUGCUGGCUCGGACUCGCCGGGUGGUCAGGUGGUAACGUUGCAGCGGCGGGCCGAGCGAUGGCUCCUCACAGAGAGCAUCACACUGGGAGGCGAGCAGCGGCGGCGGCGGCGAUUGGCAACAUGUGCACUGGGUGUGGUCGGGGGUGACAUCAUGCCGAGUGGCCGGUUGAAAACGCUGAAAUUCUUCCUGAAGUUUUUCCUCAAGUGCAAUCAGAACUGUUUGAAAAAUGCAGGAAACCCUCGAGACAUGCGGAGGUUCCAGGUGGUCGUCUCCACUACGGUCAACGUGGACGGUCACGUGUUGGCGGUGUCAGACAACAUGUUCGUCCACAACAACUCCAAACAUGGCCGCCGCGCCCGGCGCCUGGAUCCCUCCGAAGCCACUCCCUGCAUUAAAGCCAUCAGCCCGAGCGAGGGCUGGACGACCGGCGGCGCCACCGUCAUCCUCAUCGGGGACAACUUCUUCGACGGGCUGCAGGUCGUCUUCGGCACCAUGCUGGUCUGGAGCGAGCUGAUCACUCCACACGCCAUCCGGGUCCAGACGCCUCCUCGCCACAUUCCCGGAGUUGUAGAAGUCACGCUGUCCUACAAGUCCAAGCAGUUCUGCAAAGGAGCGCCGGGUCGCUUCGUCUACACCGCCUCAGACGAGGUGCAGCUGGAGGUGAAGCGACGAGCGCUUAACGCGGCUUCUGGUUCUGAUCCUCGCGGCUUCGCUCUGAGAAACUGGCCGAAGGCGAGAAGCGCCGAGCAGAAUGACAAGAAGCCUGAGAGGAGAAUUAAUGCUGCAGCUGAGACU
Molecule: messenger RNA, 825 nt
Organism: Scomber scombrus (Atlantic mackerel)
Lineage: Eukaryota; Metazoa; Chordata; Actinopteri; Scombriformes; Scombridae
Product: transcription factor COE2-like
Exons: 8
Biological process (GO): regulation of transcription by RNA polymerase II
Molecular function (GO): RNA polymerase II cis-regulatory region sequence-specific DNA binding; DNA-binding transcription factor activity, RNA polymerase II-specific
Source: RefSeq, a predicted model, not a curated record